AUGCGAGGUUAUCACCUCCGUAUCGUCCUAAGCGAAUCACAAGAUUCUAUUCCUGUUUCAAUAUUCGGAAAGUUACCUACUCAACCUCCAAAAUCCGUUGUUCGACGAAACGCAACAUUCAAUUCUCAGAACAAGGAUUACAGAUUCGGACCCAUUCGUAUUGAUUGGUUAGACAGGAUGUUGGAGUCAUCUCCUUCGACCUCAACUGCAGUCGGGAAAGAGAAGUACAAUCGGCAGGGCCCUACCGUCGCAACUUUCAUCCCUCAAGAGACAACUUCAGGCUCUUUGAAUCUUCCUGAUGGUGUUGUUCAUGUCUAUCGAGAAAGUGCAAAAAGUGCUGUUGAUGAGAAUGCGUCUCACAGCUCAAGUUUCUCUUCGGUUCUGUCAACCUCGACAAAUGACAAAGAUGAUGUUAUCCUUGGAAUUUUGUCUGUUCCGUCUUGGAUGACUCCUUCCGAUCUCUUGACGUUCGUUGCCCCAGCUGCAGGCGGAAUCUGUCAUCUUCGUAUCAUACGAGAUUCCCUACCGAACCGGACAAUGGCUUUGAUAUCGUUUCCCAAACAAGAAGAUGCUGAUGAAUUCGCGGAGGCUUAUAAUGGAAAACGGUUCAAUUCGCUGGAGCCCGAAUUAUGUACCGUAGUGCAUGUACUUUCAGUGACUAUAGAUGCGGAAGAUAGUGUUACUCAGAGCAUGGGCGUUUUCAAUUCACCUCACGUUUACGAGUUGCCGACCUGUCCUGUUUGCCUCGAACGGAUGGACUCGGCUGUCACUGGACUCAUCACUGUCCCAUGCUCACACACCUUCCAUUGUACGUGUCUGAGCAAAUGGGGUGACAGCAGGUGCCCCGUUUGUCGAUACUCUCAAACACUCCUCUCUUCCCAUCCACACACUUCGUCGUCCUCAUUUCGUCAAACCCCAAUCCCUUUCUCGUCGUCAUCCUCCAAUCUGUCUUCUUGCUCCACCUGUUCCUCUACUGCGAACCUUUGGAUCUGUUUGAUCUGCGGUAACAUUGGAUGUGGUCGCUAUGGUCGUGCCCAUGCUCAAUCCCAUUAUCAACUUACCACUCACCUCUAUGCUCUAGAGCUUGAAACACAACGAGUAUGGGAUUAUGCCGGUGACGGUUACGUACACCGUCUUAUUCAGAAUAGGGCCGAUGGAAAGCUGGUCGAGCUUCCGUCUGCUGCGUCCUCGACGGGAAUGGGAGUCGGACCCGGCAGAGAGGGAGGUUCAAUGGGUCCUAGUGCCGCCGAUGCGUUGACGGCAGAGAAAAUCGAGGCUAUUGGGAUCGAGUAUUCUUACCUUUUGACGUCCCAGUUGGAUUCACAGCGAUCGUACUACGAGGAGCAACAGACGGAGUUGCAGCGCCAAAUUGGCGAACUCCGGGUGUUGAUUGAACGACUGAGUCAAGAUAUCGAGCAAGAGAAACUCGCCAGACGGGACGCGGAGGAGGAAAAGAAGAAAAUGCAGGACUAUCGUGAAUCAGAAAUCGUUAGGGAGAAGAAUAAAGCUGUGAAAAUGACAGAGUUGGCGAAGCAACUUCAGAAAGAGUUGCGAGAGGAACGGGCCGUUAGUGAGGGUUUGAUGCAGAAUUUGGGAAACGUGAAGGAAAAGGCAGAGGCUGGAGAGAAAGAGAAAGAGAAGUUCAAGGAGCAGAUAGCUGAUUUGGAGGACCAGUUGAGGGACAUGAUGUUUUUCCUUGAAGCGAAAGACAAGAUCGAAAAGGGUGAGGGGGUCGUAGGAGAGGCGGCGGGUGGGUCGAUUGAAAUAGCCCCAGCACAGGUCAAAAAAAAGAGCAAGGGAAAGAAGGGGUGA
Molecule: messenger RNA, 1812 nt
Organism: Marasmius oreades (fairy-ring Marasmius)
Lineage: Eukaryota; Fungi; Basidiomycota; Agaricomycetes; Agaricales; Marasmiaceae
Exons: 5
Coding region: 1-1812 (603 amino acids)
Biological process (GO): protein ubiquitination; Ras protein signal transduction
Cellular component (GO): cytoplasm
Molecular function (GO): nucleic acid binding; ubiquitin protein ligase activity; zinc ion binding
Source: RefSeq, a predicted model, not a curated record